Molecule: messenger RNA, 455 nt
Organism: Drosophila suzukii
Lineage: Eukaryota; Metazoa; Arthropoda; Insecta; Diptera; Drosophilidae
Product: cysteine proteinase 4
Source: RefSeq, a predicted model, not a curated record
UAAACCCAAGGAAAGUCUAGAGACAAAAUGGUCUACACCGAACGUACCGACAAGUGCUUGAGCAGCAACACCAAGGACAAACAGUCCUCGAAGAGUCAAAGCCACUCCAAGACUACUAAUGGCUCGGGAUCAGGAUCAGGAUCAGGAUCCUGGAGCAGUCAAGCCUCGAGUGCCGAAAAGUGGAAGUACAACAACAUGGUGAAUAACGAUCGCCAGCAGUUCAAUGGCAUGCAUUUCUCCUAAAUCGGAGGGAUAAUACCUAUUGAAAUGUGUCCCCAGUAAAAUGGGGAUCGGGGGAGUCGAUUGUUGUUGUUAUUUCGCUUUAAUAUAGCAGGGUUCGUUUAGUUUUGUAAGACUUUUUAUAGACUUAGGUAUUCCUAUGUGAUACAAAAAAUGAAACAAAUAUUACUCCAAUUGGUAAAACAAAUUAUAUUAGAAAUGAGAUGCGCAAAAAA